Molecule: messenger RNA, 1179 nt
Organism: Oppiella nova
Lineage: Eukaryota; Metazoa; Arthropoda; Arachnida; Sarcoptiformes; Oppiidae
Source: the annotation of a GenBank genome assembly
AUGGAAGCGAUUGGAAGCGACUCUUCGGAUCUCGGAGUCUGUGAUGACAUGAGUGGAGACAAUGCGGUCACCAAUGGAUCAAAUGACAGCACCAGUAGUCUGGAUAUGACUCAACGGUUUAUGACAUCACUAGUGAUUUCACAGACGACCCCUUCCUCUGAGUCUUCACUUGAAUAUAGCAAAGACUCUUUCGAUCGAUUCGGUGAUGAUUUGUGUCAACUGUUGUUGAGUUAUCUGCCAUUUGAAGAGCACUUCCGAAGGGAAUGUCUGUCCAAACAGUUCCAGAGAUGUCUUCACAUAUCUAUCAAAGUCCUCACUAUCACUGACACACUGUUUGCCAAAAUGAGCGCAAAGUCUGGAUCCUUUGGAAGCGAUGUAUUGACUGAUAUUCUCAAGAAGUGUCCCAACAUUCAGACCAUUGAUUGCUACCAUAUAUUACGCUACAAGUCAGAUCAUGUUAGACCACUGUUGGAGACCAUCGAUGGUCUGUCCGAUGAUUACUGUCGACGUCUCACACGAAUUGAUGUCUAUUUUGCUUUUAUCGAUGAUUCGGUCAUUAAUUGGGUUCAAAGGUUUGCGCCAAAACUUCAGACCCUCGGAGUCCGACACGAAAACCCACAAUACCUCGAGUAUUGCCAUCAUUUGCGUCACCUUCGGGUUCAGACAUUGACUGAUGUCUUCACUCCAGACAAUCGACUAAUGGCUAAGAAUUUGAUGUCAUUUCAGUUCACAAUAACGAAUGACUUUUCCAACGAAAUGUUCGCCACUUUUGUGGCCAAUAAUAAGUCAUUGAAAUGUCUUUAUGUGUUAACUUGGGUCACACUAUCGAUGGGAACUGUCAUUGGAUUUAUGGCACAAAUCGCGAGAUUACCACAACUCCGGGAACUGACACUUGGUUUGGGUUACGCCGAACCCUCCGCCCAGUACUCUCUGUACGACUCGUUGCGCACAAUCGGCACUAAUUGUCGGCAUUUGACACGAUUUUCACUGAAAUUUGCGUCCAAAUCAUGGAAACUGAACAUGAUGCCGCCCCAGGAAAACGGCUUAAUCCAGAUGAUCGAGUCCAGGAAGACCUCCAGUCCCCUCCAGUUUGACUGCGGCGAGUGCCACCAUAGGCAGCACCUACACCACGGGCCACCACCGCCAGCCCCCCACUACCGGCAUUCGCCGCACUCUUAG